Messenger RNA from Drosophila kikkawai, 1017 nucleotides. RefSeq names its product reaper (gene rpr). NCBI's taxonomy places the organism in Eukaryota, Metazoa, Arthropoda, Insecta, Diptera, Drosophilidae. The record is from RefSeq and is a predicted model, not a curated record.
CCCAGCGAGGCGAAGGCAGCUCGAAAGAUAUAAAAUUAUUCAAAAAAGAGAAACCCCAAGAACAAAGUGAACGAACUCAAAAAUACGAAAGAAAUACGUGUGCGAGACAACAACAAAGAACUACACAAAACUUGAUAAACACUCAUUGUGCCGAAGAGAAAGUCAUUGAGUCAUCUUGUGCAAUUCCAACUUUGAAAUAAAAUACAUAAAACAAAGCAUCGGAGUUAAGAAAAAUACAACAACAAUGGCAGUGGCAUUCUUCAUACCCGAUCAGGCGACUUUGCUGCGGAAGGCGGAGCAGGAGGAGCGGCAAAUCCUGCGUAUGCGGGAGUCCCAGUGGCGAUUCCUGGCCACCAUUGUCCUGGAAACGCUGCAGCAGUUCAGCCAGUGCCUGCCCAAGUCGGGCAGAAAAUCCGGAAAAUAUCGCAAGCCAUCGCAGUGAGGAGGAGGAGUAAACCCUAACUACAGCUACAGCGGAGAACUAUAGUCCAGUCCAAAAUCCAGAGUACAAAGGAAAUAAGCAUCAGCCAGCCCAAAAAAACCGAAAAUCAGUCAUCAUGCAACAGCCGACGGCAUUCGAUUUCUACUCUAAAUCAACCACAAACCCACCCAACCUUUAGUUUACUCAUCAAAGCGAUUGUGAUAAUGGUUUUGUUUCUACAAAAAUACUAAUUGAAAGAAAAAAUCUACAAAAAUUGCAAAAAACAAAAAAAUAUUUUACAAAAAUCUUUUAUAAAAAUCUCUUUGAAAAUGUCCCCAAAACUUUUGUACUUUUUUAAAGACCUCAAAAAAAAUAGUUUCAUUAGCUAUAAUUUAAAUGUAAAGCCUAUUUAAAUGAAUUACUACUGUAAUAGUGUGUAAGUUCUUUUGUAAGCGACUUUUUUUCUAAGUUUUUCCUGAGAGCAAAACCCAGAAAGAAUGAAAAAUGAAUCGUAGUUGGCUAAAAAUUGCAUCAAUUUUUUGUCAAACAAAAAGUCAAUAAAAAAAAAAAACAAAAUAUAAUGCGAAAAUUAUAAA